Molecule: messenger RNA, 3365 nt
Organism: Trichosurus vulpecula (common brushtail)
Lineage: Eukaryota; Metazoa; Chordata; Mammalia; Diprotodontia; Phalangeridae
Gene: SEMA6C
Product: semaphorin 6C
Exons: 17
Coding region: 59-2884 (941 amino acids)
Biological process (GO): semaphorin-plexin signaling pathway; negative chemotaxis; negative regulation of axon extension involved in axon guidance
Molecular function (GO): semaphorin receptor binding; chemorepellent activity
Source: RefSeq, a predicted model, not a curated record
UCAGGCUUGACAUAUGGGUGAGAGAGUGCCACCUGGGGCCUGAGCCGGCCUGCCCAGGAUGCCCCGUGGCCCUCCCUUCAUGUCCUUGUUGCUCCUGCUAUCACUGCUCUCCUCAACUCCUCAUACCCACGCCACCUUCCCCCAGGAUCCCCUCCCUCUCGUGACCUCUGACCUCCAAGGUGUAUCACCAUUAUCCUGGUUUCGGGGCUUAGAAGGAGAUGCUGUGGCUGGAGAGCUGGGUCUGGACUUUCAGAGAUUCUUGAUCCUGAACCAGACGUUGCUGGUAGCUGCCCGGGAUCAUGUUUUCUCCUUUGAUCUUCAAGCUCAAGACUGGGAAGGGCUGGUACCAGAUAAGUAUUUGACAUGGAGAAGUCAGGAUGUGGAGAACUGUGCUGUUCGAGGGAAGCUGAGGGACGAAUGCUACAACUACAUCCGUGUCCUUGUUCCCCGGGACUCCCGGACCCUCCUUGCCUGCGGGACAAAUUCAUUCAGCCCCAUGUGCCGAAGCUAUGGGAUCUCUUCCCUGCAACAGGAGGGUGAGGAGCUGAGUGGGCAAGCUCGAUGCCCCUUUGAUGCCACACAGUCCAGUGUCGCCAUCUUUGCAGAGGGUAGUCUUUACUCAGCCACGGCUGCAGAUUUCCAGGCCAGCGAUGCUGUUGUUUAUCGAAGUUUUGGCCCCCAGCCCCCUCUCCGCUCCGCCAAGUACGACUCCAAGUGGCUUCGAGAGCCACACUUUGUCCAUGCCGUGGAGCACAGAGACCAUGUUUACUUCUUUUUCCGAGAAGUCUCUGUGGAGGAUGCUCGGCUGGGACGGGUACAGUUCUCUCGUGUAGCACGUGUGUGUAAGCGUGAUGUAGGUGGCUCUCCCCGGGCCUUGGACCGUCACUGGACAUCUUUUCUGAAGCUUCGGCUCAACUGCUCUGUCCCUGGAGACUCUGCCUUCUACUUUGAUGUGCUGCAGGCCCUGACUGGGCCUGUCCCUCUGCAUGGACGUCCUGCUCUGUUUGGGGUCUUCACCACCCAGACCAACAGCAUCCCUGGUUCUGCUGUCUGUGCCUUCUACCUGGAUGACAUUGAACAUGGGUUUGAGGGCAAGUUCAAGGAGCAGAGGAGCGCAGAUGGGGCCUGGACCCCUGUACCUGAGGACAGGGUCCCCUCACCCAGGCCAGGGUCCUGUGCAGGGGUGGGUAGAGCUGCUUCAUUUCCUUCUUCCCGGGACCUCCCUGAUGAAGUCCUGACUUUCAUCAAGGCUCACCCAUUGUUGGAUCCUGCUGUGCCACCUGCCACCCAUCGGCCCCUUCUCACCCGUACUGGCAGAGCCCUGCUGACCCAGGUGGCUGUGGAUGGAGCAGCUGGUCGCCACAGCAAUACCACUGUCCUCUUCUUGGGUACUGAGGAUGGGACAGUACUGAAGGUGCUCCCCCCAGGAGGGGGGUAUGGUAACACCGAACCAAUCUUGUUGGAGGAGAUUGACACCUACAGCUCCUCCCGGUGUGGUGGGAAGCGAUCAGCACAGUUAGCCCGCCGGGUUCUCGGCCUGGUGCUGGAUCCUGAUGGCCACAGGCUCUUUGUGGCUUUUUCCGGCUGUGUUGUCCACAUGCCUCUCAGUCGAUGUACCAGGCAUGGCGCUUGUCAAAGAAGCUGUCUUGACUCCCAGGACCCAUACUGUGGCUGGGGAAGCUUCAAAGGCUGCGUGGAUGUCAGGGGACCCGCCUGGACUGACCUGGAGCAGGAUGGGGACAGGGAAGUCAUGGAGGAGGGAGACUGCCACGAUGGGGCCACUGGGAGUCAUUCAGGGCCAGGGGAUUCUGCCUAUGGUGUUCGACGAGAUCCGCCCCAUGCCUCAUCUCCUCACACGGUCCCUGUGCCGCUCCUUCUGGCCAGUGUGGCAGCAGCUUUUGCCCUGGGGGCCUCUAUUUCUGGUUUCCUGGUCUCCUGUGCUUGUCGUCAUGCCUAUCGACACACUCACAGGGGGAACAAGGAUGUCGAGACCCCUGGACUCCCACGCCCCCUCUCUCUCCGAAGCUUGGCCAGGCUCCACGGUGGGGGUCCUGACCUACCCCCUCCGACCAAGGAUGGUGACUCACCCCCAGUGCCCCAGCUCUAUACCACGUUCCUACCACCCACCGAGGGCAUGCCUGCCCUAGAGCUGGCCUGCCUGCCCACCCCUGAAUCCACACCAGAGCUUCCAGUCAAGCAACUCCAACCAGUCCAGGGGCCUUGGGAGUGGAACCAUAACGGGAACAAUGCCAAGGAUAGCUCUGCCCACUGCCGAAGUGGCCCUGGACCUGCCCCGAGGGUGUUGGUGAGGCCACCCCCUCCUGGCUGUCCUGGCCAGGCUGUAGAAGUGACCACCUUAGAGGAACUGCUUCGCUAUCUCCAUGCUCCUCAGCCUCCUAGGAAAGGGACAGAGGCUCUGUCCCCAAAUAAUCCCUGUACCCCUCUCCCCUUGGCUACCCGGGUGCAGUCCCGAGUCCCCCCACCGGAGCCAGCCCAUGCCCUCUUUUCUGGUUCCUCUCCACUCCCACGAGACUGUACCCCUCCACUCCGGCUGGACAUUCCCCCAGAUGGGAAGUGCCCACCCCCAUCGCGCCCCCCACUAUCUGCCCCUGCUCCUCGACUUGGGAUUGGAGGCACCCGGGGUAUAUCCCCUUCACCACACCGGGUGCCCCCAGGCCUGCUAACUCGAGUCCCCUCAGCGGGAACCUCACGAUAUUCUGGGGGUCACGGAAGGUACCCUCUGUACCUUGGCCGGCCCGAGGGAUACAGGGGACGAGCCCUGAAGAGGGUUGAUGUGGAGAAGCCACAGCUGCCCCCAAAGGCUCCCCUCCUUGUGACCUCCCCCUCCCAAGUGGCCCCUCCUGGUGGCCAUUUUGACUAUUGAUGGUAACUACCCUGCCUAGAAAGGGUGUGGCAAUGAAGACUCCCAAAUGGACAAGUAACUCACUAAUCACAUUGCCUGGCUCCAUCCUUCCUGGACUCCGGACCUCUCUUGUCCUGUACUUACUGCCCACCUUGGGCUUAUUUAUUGACUCUCAUCCCAGCCUUUCCCUGCUGCCCCUAGUCUCCAGGGGUUUGGGUAAUGGGGGAGGUCUUACCUCCUUCUCCAACCACUGCGAGCCAGCCCUACUUAGUGGGAGCUGGCUGGGGCUCCCACCCUUAUCUCCUCCAGCCAAGCUGCCUUAGCCCUUCCCCUCCCAGCUUCCUCCAUAGUCUGGGACCCCCGGACUGGGGAUGUCCACGAUUGGGGGAUUGGGGUAGGGUAUGUCUGUAUAGUGUACAGUGUUCUCGGGGCUACCCGAGACAUCAUCACCUCCUACUGUGUAGGAGCCUUCCCUCACCCCAAUACAACGAUGUUACCCUGA